GUGAUGCCUGGGGAGCCUAAUCGGGGAUAUCUGUUGGCCGUGCUGCUGCUAUUGGUCAGUUUCCGCAAGGCUGGCUGCUCAACAUCCGCUCCUCGAUAUCCGGUCUGUAAACCGGGUCUCGAAUUUUGGUCGGUCGAGCGUGCUACCUGUUGGCCUUGCACCAAAUGUUCUCCUGAAUUUACUCUGAGUCCCUGCGCGAUUUAUAAGGAUGCUAUUUGCGGACCACUGUCCGCCCUUGAGCUCGACUGGUCUUUCCUUUCCACUAGGAAACGACCGGAGACCGGCCAAAGAAGCCUCGAAGCGGUUACUUCGAAGAUGUUGUGGAGGUUCCCGGAUUUGGACCAGCAACAGAUUAGGCAAGACUCGAAGCAGUUUGUUGAUAAUUCGGAGCGAGAUGUUCAGUCGAAAACGAAGAAUCAGCUAUUGAAUGAGCCUCCUUAUCCAAGAAGCGCGGCUAUUUCUAAGGAGAGAAUCCUAUGGGAUUGGCAAACAGUCGCAUUGAUUCUUGCCGUGUGUGCCUGUAUUCUCUUUUUCCUGGUCGCAGGAUGCUCGGCUUUGGUCUACGCGAGACAGUGGCGUCGGAUGAAGAAGAACUUCGAGCCUGUGGGUCUAGAAGAGAUCUCGGCUCGAUUAAAUUUAAUAGUCAAGGCGGAACUAGCCGAACUGGUUGUUGUUCAGGGCGCACCCAUGAGCCCUGAUGAUCCCGAAACAAGAUCGAAAAAGAGAGACUGCUGUGAUGGCCGAUUGGCCGGAAGUCAGCGGAAACGUUUACAUAGAGGACGGAGAGCCAUCGAAGGGGAAGAAAUUGGAAAUCGCGAAAAUUCAUCGAAAUAUCGAGACUAUCUUAAAUCAGAAAAAUUUCAACGAUUCGUAGGAACGAAAACUUGCGAAGAGAAACUAAAAUAUUAA
Molecule: messenger RNA, 909 nt
Organism: Heterotrigona itama
Lineage: Eukaryota; Metazoa; Arthropoda; Insecta; Hymenoptera; Apidae
Source: the annotation of a GenBank genome assembly